This is a messenger RNA of Alligator sinensis (Chinese alligator), 1920 nucleotides long. Its product is annotated as arf-GAP with Rho-GAP domain, ANK repeat and PH domain-containing protein 1-like. The annotation marks the transcript as partial. The record is from RefSeq and is a predicted model, not a curated record. Gene Ontology annotation, molecular function: protein binding. Lineage: Eukaryota; Metazoa; Chordata; Crocodylia; Alligatoridae. The transcript is spliced from 8 exons. Gene Ontology annotation, cellular component: trans-Golgi network; cytoplasmic vesicle; plasma membrane.
GGCAAGCGUCAGAGUGGCUUUGGCUAGCAAACCCAUGGGGCAGCAGUGCCGGCACUGGCUGCCCGAUUCUCCUUGUAUUCGGGAAAGCCGGGCUCGGUGCACGUGGGUAGUUGAACCCCAUUGCAUCGCAGCUCCCUGACCCUGCAGCCAGUUCCUCCUCCUCUCUGGACUUCCCCCUGCAAAAGCCCUGAAGCGCGGCUAGCCGCUCGGAUCAAGAGAGGUGACCCGGGAGCCUUCCUCCAUGGCGCUGAGCCACGGGAGGGUCAGAGAUGGCAAGCAAAGCCGGUCAAUGCUGUUUUGGCAGGGGAGCACAGCAGGAAGUGGCGCUGACUCACCCGCGCUGCCCUGCCAGCCCAUGCCGGCAGUCGUGAGGGCUGUGAUCGUUUCUGGUAAGGGGAGAAGUGUUUCCCGUGGUGUCCUGGCUGUCACGACACUCGUGGUUACGUUGCUCCCUGCAUUAGACCGCCCGGGAGCCGUUCUGAAUCCAGCCCGGCCGAGGGGGAAUGAACUGAGGUGGAGCAGGCCCCGGGCGGCCCCACGACACCAUGGCAGACGGGGACUCGCUGCUGGUGGCCGAGUGGCUGAUGGCCCUGCACCUGGAGCAGUACACAGACAACUUUGAGAAGAGCGAGCUCUGGAAGGUGUCCGACUGCCGGGGCCUGACGGACGCGGCACUGACCCGCCUGGGCAUCGUGCUGCCCGGACACCGCAAGCGCAUCCUCUCCGGGCUGCACAAAGCCUUCGCCGAGGCGCCGCCGGCUGGGGAAGCCCCCGUGCUGCCCGCCCGGAGGCCGGUGCCCAUGAAACGCCACAUCUUCCGGGCCAGCGCGGGUCAGGCGGAGCAGGACGUCAAGGGGGACCCUACGGCACCAGCCUGCAGAAAGCCAGUGCCCACGGAGCCGGAGCCCCCCUCCGGUCCCGGCUUGGUGCCCCCACCCAUCCCGCCCCGGGUGGGCUGUCGCCCUCCGGUCAAGUUCUCCCCUCCGGCACCGCCCGUCUUAGCUGAGGUCCACUCCGCGGUCCAAGCCGAGCCUCCCGACCUCGGCCCUCUGCCCCUGUCCCCCCUGCCCACCAUGGACAGCUCGGUGCCGGCGCCAGCAUUUGCUGAAGGGAAGGGAAAGCCGCCUUUGCCCCCUCUGCCAGUGAAGCGGCACCAGCUGGGGGCCAAGGCCAUGUCCCAGAAGCUGCCUGAGUUGCUCAGCCGCCCGCCCGUGCUGCCUCCCCGGGCCGUGUCCCAGAAGGUGCCCUCCAGCUUUCUGGCAACAGAAGAGCCAGCACCCCCCGAGACGGUGCCCAGUGCCCCACCUGCCCUGCUGCCCCGGGUGAAACCACCGCAGCUGCCACCCGAGCUGCCUGCCAAGCCGCCCUUGCUCUUUCUGCCCGAGUUCGACGACUCGGACUAUGAGGAGCCAUGGGAGGAUGAAGUAGUGGCUCCGGUCGGAGACAUGGCUGACAAGGGGGAUGCUGAGACCAUGAGGGAGUUGCUGCGCACUGAGAGACCCAGCAGCCUCUUCAGCGAGGAUGAGUUCAUCGAGGAACACUACGAGCCUCCGCCCUCCAACGGAGGCAGCUGUUGGAGUGACUACGGUCUGAGCACCCUCCAGCCCAGUCCCCGCCUGUCCUCGGGCAGCUCCAUCUGGAACAGCGGCAGCAUGGACAGCUCGGACCCCCUGGCCCAGCUCACGCCCAUCAUCAAAGCCGGCUGGCUGGACAAGAACCCUCCCCAGGGGUCCUACAUCUACCAGAAGCGCUGGGUGAAGCUGGACGCCGACUACCUGCGCUAUUUUGACAGCGAAAAGGAUGCCUACUCCAAGCGCCUCAUCCCGGUGACCUCCAUCACCCGCGUGGCCGCCAUCGGAGACCAGAAGUUUGAGGUGAUCACGACCAACAGGAACUUUGCCUUCCGGGCGGAGAGCGACG